CCUCCCCUCACAUCACACAACCCCUCUCUCUCGCUUCUUGUUCACUUUCUCUCUCUAAAAGCUUGAAGCACAAGCAUACAAAAUUGAUAUACAUAUAUAUUAUAUAUAUGUAUACAUAUAUGGUUUGAUGUGUAUGCAUAGGCUUUGGGUUUGAACUUUGAAGGCUUUGAGCUCUGUGAGUUGAUCAGUAAUGGCGACGGCACCAGUGAAGCCACCGCUGCACAACUUCCCUCUCGCAUUCUUGAAAUGGGGGGCGAAGAACAACUCGACCACCAACAACAACCACCGCUACCGCCGACCCGUCUCCGCCGAACCCGCCUCCGAGCCCGACUCCGAAUCCGAACGCACCCACUACAACAACAGCGGGCUCGGACCCUCCCGCGUCUCCCGCCACCGCUACUCCUUGAUCCCGUGCGCUGGCGACAAGCGUCGCAGGAGCGAGGAGAGAGAGAGCGAUCAGGAGGAGGGCGAGGAAGCUGACAAAGCCGAGGUAGUUCAGAAGCCCUGGAAUCUGAGGCCCAGGAGAGCUCCGGCGACGACGUCGUUUUCCAAGGGAGGUGCCAACAGUGAACCGCACGAACUGGAGAGUCCGAACCAGAACCAGAGCGAGCUGCAGCAGCCGAAGUCGAUGAGGUUGAGGGGUUUGGCGGCGGAGGGGCAGAAUGUGGAGAAGAAGGAGAAGAGGAAGUUCUGGAUCGCUUUGUCGAAGGAGGAGAUUGAAGAGGACAUAUUUGUGAUGACUGGGUCGAGGCCCGCCAGAAGGCCCAAGAAGCGGCCGAAGAAUGUUCAGAAACAGCUCGAUACUACUUUUCCUGGGUUGUGGUUGGUGGGUGUUACGGUGGAUGCUUACAAGGUUGCUGAUUCUCCUUCUAAGAGGUAGAUUUGUAUUUUUUUUGUGCUCAGAAGAUUGUGACUUUGAUGAAAAUUCGUAAAUGGAAAAGGCAGCUGCCCCUGCGGCUUGGAACUCUCAAUUCGGAGGUAUUAUGCCCUGAAUUUUUACAAAAGAAGAAUUGGAAUUACCCUAUAGAAGGCAAAACAAAAAAAUAUAAGAGGAAAAAAGGAGAAAAUUUAUCUAAUUUCCCUUUUUUUAGUUGUAGUUUUUUUUUUCUCGGUCAUUUUGUAUUGCUCAUUGGGGGCAGGAUGCAGGGUCGAUCUAGUUGCUUUACAUUGAUGUAGUUCCAAUAUGUAAAGAUGGAGGUUAUAUAUAUAUAUAUAUAUAUAUAUAUGUAUGUACAUGAUAUAGAGUCAAUUUCAGACCUUGUUAAUGGUAUUAGCCUGUUAGGCUUGUGGGA
This is a messenger RNA of Prunus mume (Japanese apricot), 1292 nucleotides long. RefSeq names its product chromogranin (DUF1639). Lineage: Eukaryota; Viridiplantae; Streptophyta; Magnoliopsida; Rosales; Rosaceae. The record is from RefSeq and is a predicted model, not a curated record.